AUGCCAUGUCUACUCAACCUGAGUAAAGAACUCUUGGUGCGAGCGCUGGACUUUUCAUCAGAUACCUCAGUGCUAGAACUAGCAGCGGCCUCUCGUGCUGUGAAGACCGAAGUGGAAGAAUGCAGACCAUUUGGUAGUGAAGGCUCCUGGCGACAUCCAGCAGGUGCUUGGAACACCUCUGGACUCUGGAGAUUUCUUGGUUUGGGAGACCUCAAGAAGAUUCCAUUUGUGUCCUUAUGCUGCGAAGUGGAGUUCCAAAAUGUCACAGAGACGCUGGCCUUCCUGAAAGCUGCCAAGGACCUUGCAUCUGACACCAUUGAUGACCACGUGAGCUUCAACCAGUUUUUGUUCUCGGCCGCUGAUGUGAAUGAGCUCUUCUGCGGCGAUGGAGACGAUCCUCUUUGGUGCGAAGCAGACCACAAAGCAGCACUCAAACUGAAAGGAUGUCGGAUCCAUUGCUCACUGGUGGCCACCAGAACAUGUGCAGUUCAAGAUGCACCAAGGACAUUGUUCUUGGAUGUUGAUCGCACCCGCAAGAGGAAGAAUCCGCGAGUGAUCUGCAACAGCCUUCUCGCAGCAGAUCUCAGGUUACAAUCCCGUCACAGGAACAUCGAAGUUUAUGGUGACCUCACAAAAGCCAUUGAAAAGGAAGGAGCUGAGCGCCUCCAAGCCUUCCACGACACCUUUGGGAAGGCGCGAGACGCAGAGGCGCCGUUCCUGAUGUGUGCAGAGGAGGACCUACCGCUGGAGAAGAGCUUGACGACGGUGAAGGAGUGUGAGAGCAAGAUCACCUGUGCCAGCACGGCAGGCUCUAUUGCUCGCAUCUACCUGAUGAUCAAGGGAACCGAGGUGAAAAAGUUUGUGCCAGAGUUGUGCACUCAAGGCACUCGGAAGAUCGCUGAGUUUCAGGCCAGGAUGGAUGAAAUGGCGAGCAAGCUCAACGAUCUGAAAGUAAAAACAGCAGAACGCAAGAAGUCAACCUACUUAAAGGAGUGUCGUCAGGCUGUGACGAAAGCAGAAGAGCUGGCUAAGAAGGUGGCCGAAGUGGCCAGCUGCUUGGUGGACGAAGAACUGGUGAAGCAGAGCCGGGAGCAGAUCCAGAAAGCCACCGAGGAAACCGUCAAGGCGGAAGAAGCUGCAAACUAUGCGAUUCAAGACGCCAGACGGACUGUGUCCGCACGUCAAGCCGAAACCAAGGACAAUGAGACAAUGUUGCAGGAGUUGACUGAUCUGCAGCAGCGCGUGGACGUUGCGCGCAGCGAAGUGGUGAAACAGAACCGUCUUUGCUCCAGCGUGGACCAUCGAUUACACGCCCUGCAGAUCGUUGAAAAGGUGGCCGAUGAGAUUGCGCGCUCGGAAGAGCAGGUGGCACGGAUGGCAGAGCUGGUCGCGAAAGCGGUCGCCAGCGAUCCGGACGCUGUGACGUCGGAGAGUCUGCAGCAAGCGGAGGAAACGGCCAUGGCGUUGUACAAAAAGGUGAAGUCCCAGAGCGGAGAAUUGGAUAGUCACCUCAGUUCGCGGGACGAGGCUCGAAGAGAAGCUGCCAGGAAGCUGAACGAGAGAUUGAGAUCCGUGCUGCAGAAAUGCGAGGACGCACACGCGUCGCUGAGGUCGCAUGGACAGAAGCUUGCGAUCCGCAACGCCAUGGCCGAUUGCCUGCAGAAGGUCACAGAGACUGAGGCGGCGGUGAAGAGUGCUCGCGAAGCAGAAGAGGCCUUUCAGAAGGCCACGAAAGAAGCGGAGGGAGUUCAAGCGGAAUCUGCCACGAUGACCAGUCUCGAGGCUGCCAACAAGGAGGCCAACAGCAUCAUCAACAACAGCAAGUCUGUUCUGGCAGUGAAACGCAUCUUUUUGAAACGUCAAGAACUGUCAACGUCGGAGCAGGAAGAGCUGGAACAGCUCCAGAAACGCUUGGACGAUUCGACCCAGCAGCUCUUGGAGAGCAAAAAGGUGGUGUCGGAUCGGCAACAUGAGGUGAUCAAACGCGAACUCUCCGGCAAGUUACAGGAAGUUCAAAAGAUGUUUGAGGCCUACCGCGGGAAAGCUGCGGGGCUGGAAGCGGGGCCGGAAAGCAGCAAAGCAGGCUCGGAUCUCCGAAGUCUUGGCCGUGCUCUCACUGACUUGGACAGGACCUGUGCAAUGGCAGCCAAGCGCAAGGCAACGGUGAAGUCUGAGGACCAGAUGAGAGGGGACCAGUUCGAGACACCGCAAAAACUGUCCCGACGGAGCGAAGCACUUUGCGAUGGCCAUGUGUGCUUGUUGGAUGUGCAACAGGCAGUGCCAGAUUUCGCUGGUCUCCUCGCGGAUUACCUUUGGUGCGAUGAUGAAGAUGAAACUCCACAGGAGGGACAACUGCGACCAGUUCAAGAGAUGUUGUUGACUGGCCGCAGCGCGCAGCUGCAGUUGAUCGUUGGGGUGAAAGAAGCAAGGCUGAUCGAUAGGCCGCCAAUGCAUGCGCGUAGAUACGCGAUCAUGUGCGACCACCUGAAUAUGACCUUCCCAGACGCCUGGCGCGCCUCGAAAAAGUUGAGCUUCACCACCACACCACAGGCGGACAAGAAAUUCGUCCAGGCUUUGCUGGCAGCCUUGAUCAAAUGA
Molecule: messenger RNA, 2598 nt
Organism: Cladocopium goreaui
Lineage: Eukaryota; Dinophyceae; Suessiales; Symbiodiniaceae
Source: the annotation of a GenBank genome assembly